Molecule: messenger RNA, 3708 nt
Organism: Chiloscyllium plagiosum (whitespotted bambooshark)
Lineage: Eukaryota; Metazoa; Chordata; Chondrichthyes; Orectolobiformes; Hemiscylliidae
Source: RefSeq, a predicted model, not a curated record
GACGUCUACUGGAGCUUAAAUGUGGGGAAGUUACUGAGCAGUGUAUCCGAGGACACGGUGCGGAACACUGGGAAUGGAUUCCACAUUGUAUUCCGGGACUAUAAGCGGACAGUAUAUUUGUGGAGUGCCCUGGGCAGUAUUGGAGACUCAGUAUUGGACUGGAUGGUGGGGGCUGUCCUUCGCCCAGGAUUAACUUUGGGGAUGGUGCGAAGUAAAAUCAUUUCCACCCCACCCCAGCUCAGGCACAGACGCCGGUUACCGAGCCAACGCGGACAAACUACACAACUGUGCUGGGAAAUCACAUGUGAGGGGGUGGGUUAGUACAUUUCACUCGCUGUCUUGUCUGUGUCAGUGUGUGUGUGUGUAUGUCCGAGCGCUCGAUCGGGAUAUGUGUUAGCACCAGCCUCCCAGCGAUGUGACCUGCUCCUCAAGAUCAAGACCUUUAAGACCAGGAGUUAACACCCAAACAUCUACUCCCUAUGAAGAAAUUAGCUUCCCUCUGCAAACUCCAGGCACUCUGCUGCUUGAGUCUUCUGGUAUUUCUGCCUGUUAUUGCAACAGACAAAUGGUGCAACAGCCCCGAUGACUUCAAAUGGCUAACGGAACAGCUUCAGAUUAAGAUCAACAAUCUGAAUGAUAAUCUGCUCCCGAGUAUGAUAAAGUACAACACCUUUACAAAUAUGAAAACUGCUGUAUUGACUGAUCGCUGUUUUAUCAUUGUCACUGCUGAGCAACUCAACAACUCUCUUCAGCUCCUGAUGAGCCACUUUAAGACGAACUCAAGCAAUUACCAUUUGACUCAACAAGUGGUGACAUUCCUGAAUAUACUUCACACACAUUGUUCUGAUGAAAACUCCCAUCAAUGCUCGAAACCAGAUACGAAGGUUGUUACUGGGUGUAAAAGUGAUCUGUUUGCUUACUUCCAUGCUAUCUUGAAUCACUAUAUAUACAUAUUUGACCAGUGCAACCCAGUAAAACAAGCCACAGAGCAGUCAGAGGGCUAUCUUUCCCUCCUGAAAGCCUCUGAGAUCUCCAUUGCUUCAAACUGUUGCCUGAUUGACCUGCACAAUGGAUCACAUUCAAGCUAUCUUUACAGAGACUCUCCCACAAAACCUUUGUAUAAUGUCAGCACACCAGAGCCUUUCUGCUCCUUGAUGUCUCCUAUACAGAGUGUGACGGGUUACAAGCUUAUUCCCAGCACAGAAGCCACGUCUGCAGUGACCAACGUACUCACAGAAGACAAAAGCACUGUUACUAAAAAGGAUCCCUUGUUUGGCAGCACGACUGAUGACCCACAUAACAGCACUGGCAAUUUAAUGCAAACAGAGGUUAAUAAUGGUGGAAGUACUGUACCUAAUAUGCAGCCUGCAUCAAUCUCUGCUGCAUCUCCAUCACAGACUCUCAGUAAACCUACUGGUGCUGCAGGAAAAGCUGGUCUACAUGAAGACAAGCAGCACACAAACACCCACUUAUUUCAAUAUCUAUUCAUAGGAACUGCUGUUGCACUGGUUCUCACACUCUCUGCACUCGUUCAUUCGCACUUCAAGAUAAGGAGGCUGAAGCAAAGAUUGUGGAAUAAAGACUUGGAAGACCACGACACAGAAACCAGCAAAAGUUUCCUGACAACGGAAAUCUAAGGGCGAUAAAGGAACGGGAGAACGCUUUGUGAACAUCAUGGGCACUUGGCUUCCAUGAAGCAACAAAUGGCUUUUCGUCACAUAUUAAUGCAGCUGGGAAUCCCCUCAAAUUUCCCCAAAAUAUUCAGUGAGACCUGAAGUGACUGUGAACAUUGUGCUGGAAACUGGCUGCAGCAAAGUUGGCUGCACACCAAGCAGUUAGAGCACUGGAAUUAACAGUGGUGAAAAAACAAACAAUAUAAGAUCCCUGCAGCAAACAAAGCGGCUUUGUAUUUGAUGUGACAUCAGCAGCUGGGCAGUACUGGCAGCAUGAUGAGCAGUUUUGUGUUUAAAAACAGAGAAAGAGUGUGAGCCAAAUAAUUUCACCCAACUUGCCCCAUACCUGGUUGCUUCAAGUUAAUCAAGGGGAGUGUGAGCUACAACAGCCCUUCAAGACUUUCUGCAAACAAUUGCUUCCUGAUGAGAAAUUAUUUUUAUAUUUACAAAAGAGAAACUGCAUAAAGAGUAGGAUAGUAGCCAAAGCAGAUGUUACUGAUUAGAGUCCUCAAACGUUACCAAUAUUCAUCGAGCUUAUAGACUGGCAUCACCAAGUCACAUCAAGUUAACAAUCUGUGGUCACCACAGCAUCACUGAGUCAACUUGAUGCAGUAUCACUGUUGAUUUAUUAAUCCAUUAACACUUGGUCCUUGUAUAGCUUCUAAUCCAAUGGAAUCACAGAUCACUGGAUUACUGUCACGCUAACAAACCAAUACCAUAAAGACAUCAAGAGACUCGCCUGAAAUCUGUAAAUCGUAACUCUGCUUCAACUCUGUUACAACUUCUUCCAGCUAUGAGAAUUCUGUUGAUAAAGAAAUUUUGUUUGAUUUGUUGGUCCCUGAUAGCACUGACAAUGUUGGAAACUUGAGAUGAAUAGAUUUUUAAAGUCAUUUCCACAGUAUUCAUGGAAAAAUGUGAUUUCAGAAUAACUUUGUUCGAAUGAAAUUUAGUGUACUGCCGUCAAGCUUCCUUGACUAAUGUGUGGACUUACGAUGUUGAAUUUUCACCAAUUUCAUUGGAAAAUUGAUGUGUAUCUGUGCUUCCAUUAUCUCAGCACUUUUUUUUUACACAAUCAGUAAUUGUUCAUUAUUUGUCCAUUUUUCUUUCAUUAUUUUAGGGAUUUUGUUCCAUUGCUCAAAUGGUUUUCUUCAGUAUUAUCAAUUGCCACUAAUUAUUAAUGUCAAAAUCCUAAUCCAUGCCUUUAUCAAGUCCAAGCUUCCAAAACUGCUUCUCCCCGUUAUAUAUCCCUCCAACUCCCUCUAGCAGCCACAUGUAUGAGUUCCUUGGCCUCUAUCAUAAGAGGUCACGGGCCAUUCAGCCCCUCAAUCCUAUUCCACUAUGCAGUGGUGAGUACUUUCAACUGAUGACUGUAGAUUUCACUUCUAAUGCCUCUUUUCUCUCUGCUGGCAGGCACCAGGAGGCACGAACUUGCUUCUCUGGCACAGUUUGGAUCCUUGUUCUCUCUGUUCCACUGUCAUUUCCAUAGCUGCUAAAACAAAAAAAUAAUCAAACCACAUUUCUAUAGCACUUUUGGUACUCCACGGAAGAUUUCAUGAAACAAAAUCUGUCAAAUCUGUCAAAUAUUAGAAUAGGUGACCCAAGAUUUUGGAACACAGGUAUCUUUGAGGAUCACAGGGUUUGAGGAAGCUAUAGAGCUAAGGAAGGGAAUGGCCAUAAAUAGUGUUGGCAGACACUAGAUGUACAGGAACUGGUGAGAUUGCACCUUAACUUCUUUCCUUAAAUAAUUUUUAUUAGAUUAGAUUCCCUACAGUGUGGGAACAGGCCCUUCAGCCCAACAAGUCCACACUGACCCUCCGAAGAGUAAGCCACCCAGACCUAUUUCCCUCUGACUAAUGCACCUAACUUAUGGGCAAUUUAGCAUGGCCAAUUCACCUGACCUGCACAUCUUUGUGUGCCGUGGGGGGAAACUCGAGCGCCCAGGGGAAACCCACGCAGACACAGGGAGAAUGUCUCCACACAGACAGUCGCUCAAGGCUGGAAUCGAACCUGGCGCUGUGAGGCAGCAGUGCUAACC